Vicia villosa (hairy vetch) is the source of this 1197-nucleotide messenger RNA. RefSeq lists its product as uncharacterized. NCBI's taxonomy places the organism in Eukaryota, Viridiplantae, Streptophyta, Magnoliopsida, Fabales, Fabaceae. The record is from RefSeq and is a predicted model, not a curated record. The transcript has a single exon. The coding region runs from base 1 to 1197 and encodes 398 amino acids.
AUGGGCCGUGGUCGUGGCCGACCGCGCAGAUUGGCGGUUACGACUCCUCCGGCGAGUGUACGUGUAUUCUCACCCUCGUCUACCCAUACAUCAGAAACAAGCAACAAAGGAGAGUCCCGUCACACACCCACGAAAGAAAUUGUGGAGCCAAACCCUAAAACACCAUUAGGGACGAUUUCUGAGGAAACAAAAGAGGAUCUAGUAGCGGAUUCGAAAGUGGAAACUGAGGCAGAAGAGAAGAAUCAGCCGUGGGUUGAUGUUAUUAAAGGUAAUCGUUUGCCCUUUUCUAGGAAACAUAUCGAAUAUACUCCCCCUAGGGUUGUGAAUGGGGAGAUAGAAGUAAAUCUAGAGGAAAGUGAUAUUGUGUCAGAAGUCCAAUAUUGGGAGAAUGCUAUAGUCAUAUAUGUGAUAGGAUCGAACUUGUCUAUGAAUGCUGUCAAAACUUUCAUCAACAAUGUUUGGAAUUUUGUCUCUAUGCCAAACAUCUACUACAACGAGGAAGGCUAUUUCCUCAUUUGUUUCAUAUCGAAGGAAGACAAGGAGGUUGUGCUGGACAGAGGCCCAUACACGAUUCAUAGGAAACUGAUGUUCAUUCAUGAAUGGACCCCUGAUUUCACUAUGAAGGAUGAUAUGAUUAAAAUUGUUCCGAUCUGGGUUACAUUCCCACAGCUCCCUCUGGUUUUUUGGGGAGAGAAAUGUAUCGGAAAAGUUGCAAGUGUCAUAGGGAAACCAUUGAUGACGGAUGAAUGCACUGACAAGAAAUUGAGGGUUUCCUAUGUAAGGGUUUUAAUUGAAGUAGAUAUCUCCACAGAGUUGACAGAGAGUAUUAAUAUCCGAGGCCCAAAUGGAGUUUGCUUUAAACAAAGUGUGGAUUAUGAAUGGAAGCCCCAAUUUUGUAAGAAAUGCAACAAGGUAGGCCAUCAAUGCAAAGAGAAGAAAGAAGCUAUAAAGAAGGUGUGGACUGUUAAAGAAACAACUAAGGAAGGAACAGAAAAUGCAGCUGAGAGUGAGCCUGUCCCAGUCCUACAACCAACUGAGCCUGAGACUGCACCUUGGACAAUUGUUAGGAGUACCAUCAAAGGCAAGGAACCAAUGGCUGACAAACCUCUAGAGGUUAUUAACUGUCAAAAUGGAUUUGAUGUUUUGGGUCUUGAGGAAUAUGGAGAGAUUUCUGCUUACAAGGUCCCAUGGUCAUAG